AUGGUUCAAGUGAAGUACACUCAGCUCUUCAUCAACAACGAGUUCGUCAACUCGGUCUCGGGCAAGACCUUCCCGGUGGUGAAUCCCGCCACUGAGGAGGUGAUCACCCACGUUCAGGAGGGUGACAAGGCCGACAUCGACAAGGCCGUGCAGGCCGCCCGAGCCGCCUUCAAGGUGGGCUCCGCCUGGCGGAAGAUGGACGCCAGCGCCCGCGGUCGCCUCCUCGCGAAGCUCGCCUCGCUGAUGACCCGCGACCUGCAGUACAUCGCCGAGCUGGAGACGCUGGACAAUGGGAAGCCGCUGGAGCAGGCGGUCGGCGACGUGAAGGCCUCCAUCGGCGCCUUCACCUACUACGCCGGCUGGGCGGACAAGAUUCACGGCAAGACGAUUCCCGCCGACGGCCCGGUGGCCAGUUUCACCAAAAUUGAACCGGUGGGCGUGUGCUCACAAAUCAUCCCCUGGAACUUCCCGAUUUUGAUGCUGAGCUGGAAGUGGGCGCCAGCACUGGCCUGUGGAAACACGGUCGUUUUGAAGCCGGCUGAGCAGACGCCGCUGUCAGCCAUCUACAUGGGAUCGCUGGUCGCGGAGGCCGGUUUCCCACCUGGUGUCGUCAACAUCGUUCCCGGUUUUGGGCCUACAGCCGGUGGCGCCCUCGUCGAGCACCCGCACGUCGACAAGAUCGCUUUCACUGGAAGUACUGAAAUUGGCAAGCUGAUCAGUCGCAACGCCUCCGCCACGCUGAAGCGCGUCAGCCUGGAGCUCGGCGGCAAGUCACCGUUGGUGGUCACCCAGCACACUGACAUCGCUGCCGCUGCUGAGAUUGCCAGNGCCAGCUGCAUGGUCAACCAGGGCCAGUGCUGCUGUGCUGCGACGCGCACCUUUGUCCACGAAUCGGUUUACGAGGAGUUCGUCCAGAAGUCAGCGGCCAUUGCCCAGCGCAAGGUCCUUGGCAGCCCUUUUGAGGCGAAGACCACCCAGGGACCGCAGAUUGACGCCACGCAGACGGAGAAGAUCAUCGAUCUGAUUGAGAGCGGCAAGAAGGAGGGCGCCCGCCUGGUGACCGGCGGAAAACGCCUCGCCGGCAAGGGCUACUUCAUUGAGCCGACCGUUUUCGCCGACGUCACCGACAACAUGCGCAUCGCCAAGGAGGAGAUC
Rhagoletis zephyria (snowberry fruit fly) is the source of this 1155-nucleotide messenger RNA. The record is from RefSeq and is a predicted model, not a curated record. Lineage: Eukaryota; Metazoa; Arthropoda; Insecta; Diptera; Tephritidae.